Molecule: messenger RNA, 1017 nt
Organism: Papaver somniferum (opium poppy)
Lineage: Eukaryota; Viridiplantae; Streptophyta; Magnoliopsida; Ranunculales; Papaveraceae
Exons: 2
Coding region: 136-366 (76 amino acids)
Biological process (GO): mitochondrial respiratory chain complex IV assembly
Cellular component (GO): mitochondrion
Source: RefSeq, a predicted model, not a curated record
GUAUUGUGUUCUUCUGAAAGAUCAAAGAUCACAUAUAUUUGGGGGUUUUGUGAAAAAGUUUCUCUUUCUGUUUUGAUCUUAGGGUUUCUGAGAAUAUAUUUUGAAAGAGAUUUAGGGGUUUUGAGCUGAUACAAAAUGUCAUCAAUUGGUGCAUCAAAAGGGGUAUUGGAAAUUGCCAAGUUUGCUUUAUAUGUGAGUGUUCCAAUUGGUCUUAUGUAUACUUUCGCCUUCAACACUAAGAAUAUUCUGAAAAUCAUGGGCAAUAGAUCAUAUGUGGUAUAUCCUCCAGAGGGUCCUCCACCUCCAACACCUGAGGAAAUAAGAGAGAUGGCUCGAGAAAUUUUUCGCAAGAGAAAUUUGGCUUGAUGUCUCUAUGAUGUUGUAGUUACUUGCAGUGUUACUAUUCUUUCUUCAGUAAGUCCGGUUGUUUUCUUAGUGCCUGUAUCUCUACGUUGUACUGGUGACUUUUCCCGCUAUGUAGUUUGAUAAAACUGAAUAAAUUGUGUGAUAUAUGUUAUGUUUCUGUUGAAGUUCAGUAUGGGAGAUUGAGUGGUUUUCUUUAAUUUAUAAUCUCGCAUUGGUGUGGUCCAUUUCAGAUCAUGUGAGGCCUUUCUGUUACAAACUCGUAUUAUCGUGCAGUAUGAGAAUUUCUGAACAAGAGCAUGUAUUGGAAUUUACUGUACCAAACCAGUAUUAUAAUGACAGAGUGCCGUGAAUGGGGUGUCUUCUACUGCAGCAUGGUUCUACUUUUUAUAUUUAUGUUCUUUGCAGCACUGCAGUAACAUCAUCAUUAUCUGAUUUUGUGAUAAUAUAUUUGCUACAUUUUAAAUUGUUCAGUAUAUUGUUGUUAAACUCUAUUUAUUCGUAACUUUCUAGUGUUUAGGUUUGGAUAAUGAAUGCGCUGGCUUAGUGUGUAUAACUUCAUGUAUUCAUCAUUUUAUUUUUUUGAAGCAUCAUGUAUUCACCUUAUGAUGAUCUGUAGUUCAUCUUGAAUGUUCAAACACUAGUUCUGUUGUC